Molecule: messenger RNA, 816 nt
Organism: Cajanus cajan (pigeon pea)
Lineage: Eukaryota; Viridiplantae; Streptophyta; Magnoliopsida; Fabales; Fabaceae
Product: large ribosomal subunit protein eL28y
Biological process (GO): translation
Cellular component (GO): ribosome
Molecular function (GO): structural constituent of ribosome
Source: RefSeq, a predicted model, not a curated record
AUUGGACCGGGUCUAAUCCAAAGAGUCGAAUUAGGGUUUUUCAUUUUACUUGCUAUAAAUUCUGACAGAAAGAAAACACCCUCUUCCUCUUCACUCUCCACUGCGCAACAAGCGAAGGUUCUUCAGGUGAGGAAGUAGAAGAAAAUGGCGACAGUACCUGGACAACUCAUCUGGGAGAUCGUGAAGAAGAACAACGCUUUCUUGGUGAAGGAGUUCGGAAGGGGCACUCAGAGCGUGCAGUUCAGCAGAGAGCCCAACAAUCUCUACAACCUCAACACUUUCAAGUACUCUGGUUUGGCGAACAAGAAAACUGUUACUAUCCUGCCUGCUGGUAAAGACCAAUCUGUGUUGCUGGCAACAACAAAGACAAAGAAGCAAAAUAAGCCGAGUGCUUUGCUUCACAAAUCUGUCAUGAAAAAGGAGUUCAGGAGGAUGGCAAAGUCAGUGCAAAAUCAGGUUGCAGAUAACUACUACAGGCCUGAUCUGAAAAAGGCAGCUCUGGCAAGGUUGAGCGCUGUGCAUAGGAGCCUCAAAGUUGCCAAGUCUGGUGUGAAGAAGAGAAACAGACAGGCUGUCAAGGUUCCUGGCAGGAAGUGAAUUCACAAGACUUCAAUUGCAUUCUACAUUUCUACCAUCUUUUUGUAGUUUUUGUUCCAGAACUCAGAUUUUAGAUUUGCGGAGUUUUGUUUGGAAAGGCAAUUAUUGUGUUUUCAAUAUACAACUGGAACUACUAUGUUAUAGUUUUCAAUCAUUUUUUUUUUUACGAAACGGUUCAAGGAUGGAUGUUCUUGCUAUGAUCAUAUUUUUUGACAAUGA